This is a messenger RNA of Polypterus senegalus (gray bichir), 4439 nucleotides long. RefSeq names its product cingulin-like 1 (gene cgnl1). Lineage: Eukaryota; Metazoa; Chordata; Cladistia; Polypteriformes; Polypteridae. The coding region runs from base 323 to 4228 and encodes 1301 amino acids. Gene Ontology annotation, cellular component: myosin complex. The transcript is spliced from 20 exons. The record is from RefSeq and is a predicted model, not a curated record.
GUCUCGUCAAAGUUUAUCGUUCGGAGUCUGGAGCUGCCGCGGGAUGGCGUGCGGUGCGUUGAUCGUGAAAUGCCGUUGAAAGUCGAAAGCAAAGCAGUACUUUACAAACACACGGAUUUCUGGGUGCCACAGCCUAUCCUAGCGACAUUGUGUACAAGGCAGGAACUGAUCCUGGGCACUAACCCAAGCCAGACCCCCACCCACAGUUACUCACAGCAAGCUAAUUUAGAAUCGCCAGGCAACCUACAGGCACAUCUGUGGCACACGGGAGGAAACUAUAGCAGAACAUUUUGUUGGACUGUUUGUUUGUCUGAACUCUACAAUGGACUCUUAUAAGUUAGCUGGUGACCCCAGCACUCAGUUGAGACAGGAUUACCUGCCAUAUGAACAGUCCGGAAGACUAACCAAUAAACCUGGAAGUUAUGGAGUCAGUAUUCGGGUGCAGGGAAUAGACGGUCACCCUUAUGUUGUGCUAAAUAACCGAGAGAGGCAACUUCAAACGUUUGAGACAGCUGCUGAAAAUGGCUAUUCUGAUUCAUCUAGAGAUGUGCACAGAACACUUUCAAGUAAAAGUAAUGAGUAUGAUUCUAUGAAAAAUACAACAAAUGGAGAAGUGCCACAUUCAGAGGUCCCUCAUUUGGAAUACAAGUCCCAAAAACAUAUGCAAUUAAGUGGUUCACAGAAUGGCAGUACAGAGUUCAAACAGUCCUCUAGAAAAACGGCCACUUUGCUUAAUUUCCAACGACACCCUGAGCUUUUAAAGCCCUAUGAUCCUGAGAAGAAUACUUUAAACUUGGGUGGAUUUCCAACAGUUCCUGCACAAGUUUCAGUUACCUCCGAUAAAGAAAACAAGGAAAACAAGCAAUGGGAUACUUUGCCCAAGACUUCUUCCUCACUUAAAUUUCACCAUAGGCCUUCUGUAGAACCUGAAAACCUUAAACAAAGUAGAAAUGGACCAAUUACUACUGCACCCUCCAUAUUCCAAUCUGAACCACCUAUAAAACUUCACAAUUCUGCUAAUAAUUCAGGUAACUCUUUAAAACUUGUUAGUAGAUCUUCUAGUGUUGUGAGCAGUGCCAAUUCCAGUUUGGAGCACAAAAAAACAAGACCAGAUGUUCUUCCUCUGCGUAGACAAGAGUCAAGUGGACCAGUAUUAGACACCUCAAGGUCAAGAAGAUCUUCAGCUUCAUCUACAACACCAACUUCAAUCUGCUCUUCCAACAAAUUUGGUCUAGAAGAUCAAGAUGAUGCUCUUGGUGCUGAAAAUGUAAAUAGGCAUGAGAAUAGAAGGUAUAUACCUUUUCUACCAGGGACAGGACGUGACAUUGACACUGGAUCGAUCCCAGCAGUAGAUGAAUUAAUAGAUAAAUUUGAUGGAAAAGAUAGCCCACAAAGAAGGGGUCGGUCAGGACGUAGAAAUAGGAUCAAUCCAGAAGAUCGCAAGAGGUCUAGAAGUGUUGAUAGUGCAUUUCCUUUUGGCCUUCGGGGUGAAUCUGAAUAUUUGGAUGAGUUUAGCAGAAACCAAGGCAGGUCAACUGAACACUUGCUUCGCCCAUCCCAGUUACGGCAACAAAAUUCAUCCAUGAGAUCAGACACUGUUACUGAUGGAGUGAGAGCCAACAAGCUGUCCUAUAUGGCCAAAUACACUUCCACCACUGCAACUUCUAAAAGCCAAGAAGAACCAAACUACCAAGAUCCAAUGCGAAAGCUUCAGGAUAAAAUUGGCGCUGAUAAGAGUGCAGCGUACAACGUUAGCAGAAGUGUUUUAAACAGAAAUUCUGCUUUACCUUAUGGCUUUAAGGGAGCUGAAGAAAAGAGUGUGCGGUCAGUGAAAGUGCUGUCCACAAACACUGCACAACCGUCUACUACUAACAGGAACUUGACCAAGGCUACAGCUUCAGAGCAGGAUGUUCAGGCAUGUCCAGAUCUUUUAAAAGGUCAGCAAGACCUCGCACAGCAGACAAAUGAGGAGACUGCAAAACAGAUCCUAUUUAAUUACCUCAAAGAUGGGAGUAAUGAUAAUGACGAUGCUACCAAGAAGAAAGUGAACUUGGUUUUUGAGAAAAUCCAGACCUUAAAAUCCAGAGCUGCUGGAAGCAUGCAAACUGACAACAAAACUGUAGAUUCCCCAUCAGAGAUGAAGGCACUGCAAGAGCAGAAGAGUGAGCUUGAGAAGACUGUGGUAGAAUUGAGAAAAAAACUGGAUCAAGAAGCAAAGAAUCACCAGACCACUUUAGAAGCAAAGAAGCGAGAAAAUGCAAACAAGAACGAUUUACAUAAGAGUUUAGAGGAGAGUCUAGAGGAAAGCAACCGCCUCCGAGAACAGCUAGCCAAAACAGAGAAGGACUUGCGGACAACUCUGGAGGAACUGUUCCAGGUGAAGAUGGAAAGAGAGCAGUGCCAGACAGAAGUUCGAGACCUUCAGGAUCAGCUGUCAGAAAUGCAUGAUGAGCUGGAUGCUUCAAAACAAGCCAGAUCUGACACUGAAGAAAAACAGGUUCUUAUGAAGAGUCUACUGCAAAUGAAGCAAGAGUUAGAGGAUGUUGUUUUUGUAAAAGAGGAACAAGAAGAGAUGCUGAGAAAACGAGAACGCGAAUUAACAGCUCUAAAAGGGGCAUUGAAAGAAGAAGUAUCCUGCCAUGAUAAGGAAAUAGAUCGUUUGAAAGAGCAACAUGACAUGGAGAUGAGAAAACUAAAAGUAAACCUUGAUGAAGCAACCCAGAAUCAUAAAGACAUAUCAAAAGAGAAGAACACAGUUGAAGAAGCACGAAUAGCUGCUGAGAGCAGGAUGAAACAACUGACUGAUGAAAAUGAACGACUACGGAAGAGAAUCCUGGCCUUGGAGGCUGAAAUUGUUGAACUUAACAAAAUUAUUGAUCAGACUAAGAAAGAAGAGAACAAGGGCAGAGAAAAGAUUGCUAGGCUUGAGAAAGAAAAGAGUCAAUUGGAAGAAACUAUGAAUGAAACAAAGGAAUGUGAGCAUGAGAUACUUGCAACCAAGAGAGUCUUAGAAAACCGUCUGGAAGAAGCUCAGAGAAAUCUUAACAGAUUAAAUCAUGAAAACCGGGAAUUAAAUGAACGCUUAAAGGAAGAGAGAAGCCAGAAGGAGCAGUUUAAAAGAACAAAGAACGAAAUCGAGGAUGAGAGGCGGCAGUUGGAUAGAACUGUGGAGAAACUUCAGAAGGAAAUGAAUGAGAUAGUGGAGGCUUCUCAGAAGUCCACUCUUGAUCUGCAGUUCCAAAUUGAUGAGUACAAGGAGAAAAACCGCAAGGAGAUGACUGAUUUACAAAGGCAGCUGAAAGAUAAAAACUUAGAAUUGGAAAAAUGUCGCAUAGCAACCAAAAAGCUUCAGGAUGAGAUUUCAUUUCUUGAAGAGGACAUAAAGCAGUGCAAGAAAGAACGAGAUGAAGCCGUGUUCAAAGCACAGCACAUGGAGCAGAAAGCUUAUGAUCUAGAAAUUGAGUUGGAAAACAGAACGCAUACCAAAGAUGACAGAUCGCGACAAAUCAAAUCGUUGGAGGACAAAAUAUCUCAGUUAGAAAUGGAGCUGGAAGAGGAGCGAAGCAGUGGAGAUUUGCUGAUGGACAGAGUGGACCGAGGCAGAGAACAGUUAGAGCAGAUGAGGAGUGAACUUCUGCAAGAGAGAGCCACAAGACAAGAUCUGGAGUGUGACAAGACUUCUCUGGAGAGACAGAACAAAGAUCUGAAGAGCAGACUUUCACACCUUGAAGGGUUCCAGAGAUCCAGUAAGGAAGGAAUUGUAUCGCAGUUGGAAUCCAGAGUUCAGGAACUGGAGGAACAAUUAGAAAGAGAUGAAAGGGAUCGAGCAAGUCUACAGUUAGCCAAUCGAAAGUUGGAGAGGAAGGUCAAAGAGCUGAUGAUGCAGGUGGAUGAUGAGCGUACCUCCCUAACCGAUCAGAAAGAUCAGCUCAACCUACGCUUGAAAGCACUGAAAAGACAGGUGGACGAGGCAGAAGAGGAAAUUGAGAGGUUGGAACACAGCAAGAAGAAGUUGCAGCGGGAACUGGAUGAACAGGCAGAGCUGAAUGAUCAGCUUCAAGGACAGCUCAACACGUUACGGAAAGAUGCACGGCGUAAAAGUACAUCGACAAAUGUCCUGAACGAGCUGGACGAUGAUGAUGACGAUGACAUGAGCACGGACGGCGAAAGCCUGUAUGCUGGCCACUCUGGCUACACCUUUUCUCAUGAAGACGCCCUUCGGAGUUAACCCUUUACUGCCACAAGAAAUGCUAUGUAGAAGACAAUUGAAGGAGCUGAGACGGGCAGCACCAUCACAUCGGCGCUUCCAAAUUAUUUAAAACGCAAGUCAAACAUUUUGCAUUAUAAACAGGCUUGGUUACUGCUUUAUAGAAGACCAACAUUAUCUCUGAUACCCUUUUAUUUUUAUAUAUAUAUAUAUAUAUUAUUUUUUUUUUCAA